Molecule: messenger RNA, 4057 nt
Organism: Phasianus colchicus (ring-necked pheasant)
Lineage: Eukaryota; Metazoa; Chordata; Aves; Galliformes; Phasianidae
Gene: MALT1
Product: MALT1 paracaspase
Biological process (GO): B cell activation; proteolysis; positive regulation of canonical NF-kappaB signal transduction
Molecular function (GO): cysteine-type endopeptidase activity
Source: RefSeq, a predicted model, not a curated record
GCGGCAGCGAGACGAUGUCGGAACCGCCGCGCAGCCCGCCGGGCUCCCUGCCCCUCAGCCGCCUGGCGGAGCCGCUGCUGCGGAGGCUGAGCGAGCUGCUGGACCGCGCGGCGCCCGGCAAGGGCUGGCGGGAGCUGGCGCAGCGCGCGGGGAGCCGCGGCCGCGUCCGGCUGAGCCCCCUGGAUUUAGAACAGUGUUCCCUCAAAGUUCUGGAGCCAGAAGGAAGCCCAAGCUGGAGCCUCUUAAAGCUGCUGGGUGACAGGGGCUGCACGGUAGUGGAGCUGGUGGAAUUCCUGCAGGCCAUGGAGCACACAGAGGCUCUCCAGUGUCUCAGCUAUUCAGGCAUCAAGAUUGUUGUACAGCCAGACUCUCAAUCAGUGCUCUGUGGCCAGGUUGUCAAGCUGAGUUGUUGGGCAACAGGACAUCCAUUUGUACAUUACCAGUGGUUCAAACAGAAAAAAGAGGUUCCCCAUGGUAAUUCUCCAGAACUGGUUCUGAAUCCAGUGAAAGUGAAUGAUGCUGGCUUUUACAUCUGUCGAGUGAACAGCGAAUCUUCAUUUACAUUCAGUCGGUGGGCACGACUGGAAGUUUGUGAUCUCCAGGGUACAGCUCAUGGGGGCUUAAUUGGUUUGCCUGAAAAGAAGCUGUGCAUUUGUAUUCAGCCUCAGCCACAAAACCUGACUGUGGGAGAUGCUUUGGUAUUAGAAUGUGGAGCUGUUGGAAACCCAAUUCCUCAAUACCAGUGGAUCAGAAAUGGACUUCCCCUGGCAAAUGGAAGCAAAAAUGUCUACACGGUAUCUUGUGUGGACAUGCAACAUGGGGGAACAUACUGGUGUCAUGUAUUCAAUAAUGAGGAAGACCAGGACAGCAAGAAGAUAGACGUCACUGUAGGAAGGAAAGCUAUGGCAGUGGAGUGCACAGAAGAAGAGCUAAGUGGUCUUCAAAAAACGGACCUACAGGAACAGUUCAGUGACAGACCUUUUGCAACAGACAAGGUAGCUCUCUUAAUAGGAAAUAUGAGCUACUGGAAUCACCCCCAGCUCAAGGCCCCAAUGGUGGAUGUCUAUGAAUUGACCAAUUUGCUAAGACAGUUGGAUUUCAAAGUUGUUUCUUUGCUGGAUCUUACUGAGUCUGAGAUGCGAAAUGCAGUGGAUGAAUUUUUACUUCUGCUAGACAGAGGAGUAUAUGGUUUGCUGUACUAUGCUGGCCAUGGCUAUGAAAACUAUGGAAACAGUUUCAUGGUUCCUAUUGAUGCUCCAAAUCCCUACCGAUCUGCAAACUGUCUGUGUGUGCAGAACAUCCUCAAACUAAUGCAGGAAAAAGAGACAGGACUCAACGUGUUCCUAUUGGACAUGUGUCGGAAAAGAAAUGAAUAUGAUGAUACAAUUCUCAUCUUAGAUGCUCUGAAGGUUACUGCCAACAUUGUUUUUGGAUAUGCCACGUGCCAAGGAGCAGAAGCUUUUGAAAUUCAGCAGUUGGGAUUGGCCAAUGGAAUUUUCAUGAAGUUCUUGAAGGAGCGUUUGCUGGAAGACAAGAAGAUUACAGUGCUGCUUGAUGAAGUUGCUGAAGAUAUGGGCAAGUGUCACCUUACCAAAGGCAAGCAAGCUUUGGAGAUCCGCAGCAGUUUGUCUGAGAAAAGGGCAUUAUCUGAUCCCAUUCAACAAACCAUAUCUUCUGCAGAGUCCAUGGCAAGGAACCUACAGUGGGCGAAAGCUCAUGAGCUUCCAGAAAGCAUGUAUCUUGAAUUCAAAUGUGGCGUUCAGAUUCAGCUGGGGUUUGCAGCAGAGUUCUCCAAUGUCAUGAUAAUCUACACACGAAUAGUAAAGAAGCCACCUGAGAUAGUUGUUUGCAGAGCCUGUGUUACGGACUUCCCACUUGACCUGGAUGUGGAUCCUAAAGAAGCCAAUAAAGGAACUCCUGAGGAAACUGGAAGCUACUUAGUUUCAAAGGACCUUCCCAAACACUGCCUCUACACCAGGCUAAGUUCUCUGCAAAAGCUUAAGGAACACUUGAUCUUCACUGUUUGCUUGCACUAUGAGUAUCCAGGAAUAGAAGAUACAAUGGAUGAAAGAAAAGAAGUUAAUGUUGGGAAGCCCCUCAUCGCUAAAUUAGGCCUCCAUCAUGGAUUCAGAAAUAACUGUCUCCAGACCUGUUGUGUAGCUAAUAAUCUUUUUCAUAGUCAAGUAGAAUCAAGUCCUUUGGUAACUAAAUACUACUACCCUAGUCGCUGCCAACCAAAUUCCUGCCCAGGGGCUUACCAUCCAAACUGUACUUGCCCAGGCAGCACUGGACAACUAGAGGCAUGUUCUUGCAAUGGGACUUCAAGAAUGUUAGCUUCAAGACAUGAAGUACAGAAUUACUCAUCCCCUACAGAAAAGAGUAAUGUACCAAUAGAGACCACUGAUGAUACUGUUGAACUGGAAUUCCUCCUGUCUGAUAGCCUCAGGUUGUCUAAGCAGCAGUAGCUGUGAUGUCUUCAACAAAGAUACUCUUUUCCGUUCUGAACAGGAGAUCCUUCACACUGCUUACUCAAAUUCUGGAUUUUGGAGAUUUGGGGAUAAAGGGACUGGGGAAUGUAGAGUUAGUACUGGGAAUGAGGCUGUGUCUUGGGUUGGUUCAUAUUGCUCUCAGGGAAAGUUUUCCAGAUCCAAGGAAGCAAAACUGGACUGAUAGAUUUAGGAAUGAAAUGGCAUAAUUUUGGGGUUUUGUCCUACCAUUAAAGAUUUGAAAGGUGGGGAGAAAAAAAUCCAAACUCCUCAGAUUCCUAUUCCAUGAUCCAGCAGUCAAGAAAGUAAAGAACACAGGCAGUCUUGAGUCUCUUAGAGGAAGAUUCCUAUCUAUGGAGGGAGGGAGAAUGCAUAGAAGCCAGGUUGUGGUGCCAAAGUUUCUCUUGAAAGUAAAGCCUUGGAUCUUCCCAGCUGCUGCUUCUCCAGUACCUACUGAAGUUACAAGAUUUACUGUAAGUAAGUGCUUUGUAAAUAAAUACUCAGUUUUUAGAGAGGAAAUGCUUGUUCUCUGCAAACAAGCAAACUAAAAACAUGCCUAGCUGUCAGAGGAAAAAAAUGUUGAUAGACUUAAGCAGGAAAAUUAUUUUCCAUUUUCUCUAUGAUUUAAUGUGAUUUUUAAAAAAUUCAUUAACCCCAAAAUGAUAAAUUAUACCUUCCCCUUCAGUCUCAGUUUUUCAGUAUCCAGAGGCUUCUUUUUACAUACUGCAUUAGAAUAAGGUUUUGUGUUUUAACAUGUUAGGACAACCUCCUGUUGGGUGUAUAAGAUGGCACACAGAGUAAACAAAGGCAGAGCUUUUACAGAAGUGAAAGUGUGGUGUUUUGAUGUUCUGGUGUUAAGGAUCCUUCAAGCUUCAAUUUCUUUUCUUCCUUGUGUAUUUAUUAGGAUCAGUCACUGACAUUUCAGUCGUUUGGAUCUAGCUCAUAGUCAGCUGUUACUGCACUCUGCAUUCUCUCCAGUGUCUCGCAGAAACUGACAGGUGUCAGGCUGUGCAAGGAAAAUGAAACAAGGAUGGAAAGAGGAAUUGAGUAAAUAACAAUUUUUUUUUUGUCUUGGUAUACUAGAUUACAAAUAGUCAGAGGGAGAAAAGGUCACAGGUUCAUACCAUGGUGCAUUGCUCUUAUUGCAGUGCUCUUUCGUGACGCACAAGGUUUUUGCUGAUUGCAUUUCUGCAAGGCUGGUCUUUUCCUGUCUUGGAAGAACACUAAAUGCGAGGUGAAAAAGUGCCUGUUCCUAGCAAGCAAAGUAUUGCAUAGGUAACCAAGCUUCAAAAUGUGCUGAGAUACAAAAAUGAAUGGGUGAGAUGACUGAGAGCUCUGGGGUUCUUCAGGCUGAAGUUCCAGGGGUGGUGUACCUGGACAGAAGCCAUUGCUUUCUUGUGGUGAUUGAAACAAGCAAGCAAAACCCAAACAGCCUACUCAGUUGUUUUCCAGGCCAAAAGAAUUCAUGUUCUUUCAAGUUGAGAGGAUAAAGAAGUCUAACCAAAGAACCUAAGAUGGUGAUUCCAGCAUGCCCAAAUGCAACAAAUAAAGCUCCUUCACAGUCUGUGCAA